Molecule: messenger RNA, 993 nt
Organism: Pezoporus occidentalis (night parrot)
Lineage: Eukaryota; Metazoa; Chordata; Aves; Psittaciformes; Psittacidae
Product: protein capicua homolog
Exons: 6
Biological process (GO): regulation of transcription by RNA polymerase II
Cellular component (GO): nucleus
Molecular function (GO): DNA-binding transcription factor activity, RNA polymerase II-specific; RNA polymerase II transcription regulatory region sequence-specific DNA binding
Source: RefSeq, a predicted model, not a curated record
CCCCCCUCCCCCCCCAACACCGAGGCCUGGAGCCAACGGGACCCCGGUGAGGAGCCGCCCCCCACCCCCCCCUCGGGGGACACGGGUGCCAAGUGGAGGCCGCCGCCCCCCGAGAGCCGCCCGGAGCCCCCCCCCACCGCUCCUGGCCCCUCCUCCUCCUCUUCCUCCUCCUCCCCCCCCCACCCGGAGGGGCCCCCCCGAAGCUCCGCCCCUCCUCCCCCCCCGCCGGCCCCGCCCCCCCCCGCCGAGGAGCGCAAGGAUGGGGGAGGGGCGGGGAAGAAAGUGAAAGUGCGGCCCCCCCCCCUCAAGAAAACCUUCGACUCCGUUGACAAGGUGCUGUCGGAGGUGGAUUUUGAGGAGCGCUUUGCGGAGCUCCCCGAGUUCCGGCCCGAGGAGGUUCUCCCCUCCCCCACCCUGCAGGCCCUCGCCACCUCCCCCCGCGCCAUCCUGGGCAGCUACCGCAAGAAGCGCAAGAACAGCACCGACCUGGAUUCCUCGGCCGAGGACCCGGCCUCUCCCAAGCGGAGGCUGCGGCGCCGCUCGAGCUGCGGCUCCGAACCCAACACCCCCAAAAGCGCCAAGUGCGAGGGCGACAUCUUCACCUUCGACAGGCCGGGUGGGGAGGGCGAGGAUGUGCUGGGGGAGCUGGAGUACGAGAAGGUCCCGUUCUCGUCCCUGCGCCGCACCCUGGACCAGCGCCGGGCGCUCGUGAUGCAGCUCUUCCAGGAGCACGGCUUCUUCCCAUCCGCCCAGGCCACCGCCGCUUUCCAGUCCCGUUUUUCGGACAUUUUCCCGUCCAAAGUUUGCCUCCAGCUCAAGAUCCGCGAGGUCCGGCAGAAGAUCAUGCAGGCGGCCACGCCCCCCGAGCAAGCCCCGCCCCCCGAACACGCCCCGCCCCCCGACCAACCCGACGCGCCGGGACCCGCCCCCGCCGCCGCUGACCCCGCCCACAACCCACACGAGGCCACGCCCCCUUCCCCCGCCGCCGCUGCU